Zophobas morio is the source of this 791-nucleotide messenger RNA. RefSeq lists its product as uncharacterized. The transcript is spliced from 6 exons. Lineage: Eukaryota; Metazoa; Arthropoda; Insecta; Coleoptera; Tenebrionidae. The coding region runs from base 42 to 698 and encodes 218 amino acids. Gene Ontology annotation, molecular function: hydrolase activity. The record is from RefSeq and is a predicted model, not a curated record. Gene Ontology annotation, biological process: nucleoside phosphate metabolic process; ribose phosphate metabolic process.
UACUUUAAAUCAUCUGUGCGGAUAGUACUUUAGGUUUAAGUAUGUGUAAAGUUGUUUUUAACAAAACUCUUGUUGUUGGAAAAACAGCUUGGUUGAGAUUGGAGACUUUAACUUAUCUAAAUUCUAAAGGUGGAGAAAGCAAGUGGGAUAGAGCCGUGAGAACGACUAAAAAUGAAGAAAAUAAGUUGGAUGCAGUUUUAAUUCUGGGCACUUUGAAGAAGAAUGCUUCCUCAGGCCAAGCUAAUUUACAAGAGGAGGAAAGAGUUUUGCUUGUUAAACAGUUCAGGCCUGCUGUUGACGCUUACACUCUGGAACUCCCUGCCGGAUUAGUUGAUGAGGGUGAAACAAAAGAAGAAGCUGCACUUAGAGAGUUAAAGGAAGAGUGUGGUUAUUCGGGUCAUUUAGCAAACGAAAUUUCCGAUUUCGUUCCUCUGUUAACAUCAUCUCCAGGUUUGACGAAUGAGAGUUUAAGUCUUGUAGCAGUAGAUAUUGAUCUUAACAGUAAGGAAAAUCAGCUUCCUAAGCAAGCCCUUCAAGGAGAAGAGACCUGCACCGUCCUAAAAGUUUCAAAAUUUGAUUUGAUGGACGAAAUAAAUCGGCUUGUAAAGGAAGCAGAAUCGAAAAAUCAAAAUUUAAAAGUUCACUCCUUUCUAUGGGCACUCGCUUACGGAAUUAAAGUAGGCUCCUCGAAAAUAUAAAAAACGUACAACAAUAAAAGGACAUAUUAAAAGUUUUAGUUUAUUUGCAACUUUAAACCAACGUAUUUAAGAAACUUCAAAAGUGAGACGAGC